Pseudozyma flocculosa PF-1 is the source of this 693-nucleotide messenger RNA. RefSeq lists its product as uncharacterized. Bases 1 to 693 code for a protein of 230 amino acids. Gene Ontology annotation, molecular function: protein binding. The record is from RefSeq and is a predicted model, not a curated record. Lineage: Eukaryota; Fungi; Basidiomycota; Ustilaginomycetes; Ustilaginales; Ustilaginaceae. The transcript has 2 exons.
AUGGCGACACAGACGACACCGACGACGACGACGACACAGCCGGGCCUGACCGAGGAGCAGGUCGACGACCUCCUGUUCGCCGCACGCGUCGGCGAUCUCGAGGACGUGGCCGCCUUCCUCGAUCCCACCAUCGCAUCCGCCACCGCUUCCGGCGAUGAGGCGCAAAUAGCCCAGCUGCUCCUCUCGAUCAAGAACGACUCGGACAAUACCCUGCUUCACUACUGCUCCGCCAAUGGCCAUCUCGACCUGGUCAACUACCUCCUACCACACUCCAACCUCUCUUACCUGCUGCACCAGAACGCGUCGGGCAACACGGCGCUGCACUGGGCCGGUCUCAACGGCCACCUGCCCGUCGUCACGGCCCUCAUCGACCGCAUCGAGGCGUGCGAGCGCGCCCACCCAGACGAGGCCAGCAAGCUCAACCUCCUCCUCCACAUCCAGCCCUCGGGCGACGAGAAGCACGAGGAAGGAUCAGAGAGGAAGCUCUGGGACGUCCGCAACGCCGCCGGUCGCGGUCCCAUGAGCGAGGCGCAGAUGAACGAGAGGGAAGACGUCGUAAAGUACCUCCUCGAACGCAUGAUCGAGGGCGGCGCCGCGCCAGACGCUCCCGCCUCGACCGCCGACGCCGAGCAACAAGCACAGGACGGCAUCGAGGAAAAGACGGCCAAGCUCAGAGUCGGCGAUGAGGCGUGA